Messenger RNA from Triticum dicoccoides, 1608 nucleotides. Its product is annotated as poly [ADP-ribose] polymerase tankyrase-2-like. Gene Ontology annotation, molecular function: protein binding. The transcript is spliced from 12 exons. NCBI's taxonomy places the organism in Eukaryota, Viridiplantae, Streptophyta, Magnoliopsida, Poales, Poaceae. The coding region runs from base 110 to 1423 and encodes 437 amino acids. The record is from RefSeq and is a predicted model, not a curated record.
UCCGCACCGCACGGCACCGCAGUCCGCCAGUCCGCAGGGUUCUUCUUCAUCGCCGCCUCCGGAAGCUUCCACCCCGCGAGCGGGCAAGCUAGAUCGCCGGGGCUGAGCCAUGACUCAGCCGCUCGUCUACUGCCCCAACGAUGCCCUUAAGAAGGAUCUAAUGAACGCGGCCAUCGACGGCAACCUUGGUCUCCUCAAAGGUAUUAUAAAGAAUCUUACCAAAGGAAAGGGUGACCCAUCGGCGAUUUUUUCUUUCAACAUCAAUGGAUAUUCUGUGUUGCACACGGCGGCAUGUUUUGCACAACUGGAGGUUUGCAAGUAUUUGGUGGAGGAGCUUAAUGGAGAUGUAAAUGCUCCUGGAUAUGGAGCUGGUGCUCUAGGGGGUGCAACUCCAUUUAUGUUGUCAGCCUCGUCUGAUGAUGUUGCUACAGUCAAGUAUUUUCUUGAUCAUGGUGGUGAUAUAUUGAAAGCAGAUGACAAAGGACGCACAGUUCUCCACCAUGCUGUGGCUGCAGGAUGCUGCAACGUGACAGAGUUCCUCCUUUCAAAAGGAGUUCCAAUCGACAUAAACUAUGGCCGUGGAACACCAGCAUUUGUGGCUGCUGCAAAUGGGAAGGAUAACACACUGAAGAUUUUGUUGGAUCACAACGCAAAUCCUAAUAUCAUUGUCACCAGUUUGGGAAGUCCGCUGUUUAUGGCUCUUACUCAGCGUUCACUCAAAUGCAUGGAGACACUCGUUGAGGCUGGUGCCGAUAUUAACUGCAAGGGUUGCACCAUGUCUCCAUUGGUAUAUGCUACAAUGCGAGAAGGUUGUACCAACUUCAUUCGGUUUCUGUUGAAGGCUGGAGCAGAUCCUAAUAUCCCCGAUGAUUUGGGUAGGUUGCCGGUAGUGCUUGCUGCAGUACGUGAUUGCAUGGAAGAGGUUGAAAUGUUGUUUCCUUUAACUUCCCCAAUUCCAAAUGUCCCAAACUGGAGUGUUGAGGGAGUAGUUUCUCAUGCAAAAAUUGAAGAUAAAAAGCCAAUGGAGCUUAGGGACCAUCAAAGAAGAAAAAAUUUCUUGAAGUUACAAGCUGAUGCGGCAUUCGAGCAGAAGGAGUAUAAGAUUGCAUCACAGUUAUAUGAUAUGGCAAUAUGUCAUGAAGAGUGUGCAACAGUGUACUGCAACAGGAGUCUUUGUAAACUGCUCAUGGGUGAUGGUAAAGGUGCUUUGUCAGAUGCUCUCAGGUGCAGAGUGCUGCAACCUCAUUGGGCAAAAGCUUGCUGUCGUCAAGGUGCAGCUCACAUGCUACUCAAGGAGUAUGAACAAGCCUGUAAUGCUUUCUUGGAUGCACAAGAUCUGGAUCCUGGAAAUGCUGAAAUUGAGGGUGAACUAGGGAAGGCUAGGGAGCUCAUGAAGAAUCCUUCAGGCGAAGGUGAGCAGUGAGGCGCGGGCGGGCGCAGGCUGGAACAUGUUCUACUUUUCACUGAAGUGGAGCUAGCGGGAACUUCUAAUCCUUGUGUCUUGAUUUGAAUUUCAUGGGAAACUGCAGACUGCUACAACGAGAUUUUGUAUGAAAUUUUCUCGUCUUGCCUGUGGAUCGUACUUGCCGUAUGCAAUUACUUUUAUUU